UCGUCUGAUUUCGUCAGCGCGCUCCUGUCUAACGGAGUAAACCCUUGUGUCCAGAAUGAGGAUGGAAAAACUGCAUAUCAAAUGUGCAAAUCGGAUGUCGUACGCAAUUCUUUUGUCCAAGAAGCUUUACGAGCUAUCACAUUGUCUAACAAUGGACGACUGUGUCAGCUUAUUUCCUCUGGCAUACCGGUCGAUUCCCUAGAUUCGAAGCAGUCGCAGAAUACUUUGCUGAACUGGGCUUCAGAUUUUUCGACUGUUGAUAUCGUCAAAACACUUUGUGAAAGUGGUGCGAAUGUCAAUCUUGCGAAUGCGAAGGGCGAAACACCACUUUACACGUCCGUACGUCGAGGUGAUGAGUCUAUUGUGCGACAACUUCUUGCGUCAGGCGCUGAUCCUUCGCGCAGAACCGAUAAGGGUGAGGAUGCUUUUUCAAUUGCAACUGCUAAAGGAGGAGCUCUUCUGCCGCUCUUGAGUAUGGAUAAGUAA
This is a messenger RNA of Strongylus vulgaris, 486 nucleotides long. The record is from the annotation of a GenBank genome assembly. Lineage: Eukaryota; Metazoa; Nematoda; Chromadorea; Rhabditida; Strongylidae.